AUGCUGGUUUCUGACCAAGAGGAAUUUCCUCAUCUCAAUGCAUUGCUUCAAACCCAUCUUCCCAUUGGUCCCACGAGCAAAGCAUCAGCAUAUAUAGCACCAGGCACGUCCUCCAGGCAGGCGGCACGCAGCUUCACCAGGAGCCUCAGCAGCACCAGACAGCCAAGCACGAUGAAGCUUUCCAUGAUCGUCGUUUUCUGCUCCCUGGUCCUGGGUGUCAGCAGCCAAGGAUGGGGCACAUUCCUCAGGGAAGCUGGUCAAGGGGCCAAAGACAUGUGGAGAGCCUACUCUGACAUGAGAGAAGCCAAUUACAAAAACGCAGACAAAUACUUCCAUGCCCGGGGGAACUAUGACGCUGCACGAAGGGGACCAGGGGGCGCCUGGGCUGCUAAAGUGAUCAGCGAUGCCAGAGAGGGUUCUCAGAGAUUCACUGACCUGUUUAAGUACGGAUCCAGCGGCCAUGGAACGAGGGACUCGAGGGCUGACCAGGAAGCCAACAGAUGGGGCCGGAGAGGCAACAACCCCAAUCGCUACAGACCUGCUGGCCUGCCCAAAAAAUACUGAUCUUCACUCUGCUCCCAGGAGACGGGGCUGUGAGCCCCUGGGGUCAGGGACAGGAGUCAUUGACUUGUACAUCCCCAGAUGCUGACAGAGGCACAU
Messenger RNA from Molossus molossus (Pallas's mastiff bat), 660 nucleotides. RefSeq names its product serum amyloid A-2 protein-like. Gene Ontology annotation, cellular component: extracellular region. NCBI's taxonomy places the organism in Eukaryota, Metazoa, Chordata, Mammalia, Chiroptera, Molossidae. The record is from RefSeq and is a predicted model, not a curated record.